Molecule: messenger RNA, 1936 nt
Organism: Arabidopsis arenosa
Lineage: Eukaryota; Viridiplantae; Streptophyta; Magnoliopsida; Brassicales; Brassicaceae
Source: the annotation of a GenBank genome assembly
CUUCGAAACCUUAAAUUCAAAGAGAGCGAGAGAUCAAGAAAGGAAGAGUGAUGCAGAAGCAGGAGUUCUUGGAGUUGUUCAAGGCUGCACAACGAGCGGCUAAGUAUGCGAGUGAUGAAAAUUCUCCGGAGGUCUCAAGGUGUAUCCAAUUCAUGAAGCGUUUGAAAGAAGCUCCUGCGACUCUUGUUAUUGACGUGGUGCUCAACACAAACUCCAUUGGAAACGGAAUCCGUUUUCUCCGAGAUCACAAAAACCCCCAAAUCCGAUCUGAAGCAGAACUUCUUUCAGAUCUUUGGCGCCGGUAUCUUUACGCCACCGGUAGAGAACAGAGUGAUAGAGAUUUGACGGUUUCCUUACUUUUGAAAUUUCAGGCGUCGGAGAAGAAGCUAUCGAACCCAAUGAGGGAUAUUAAAGUGCAGAAGCUGGUUCUCAACAUCUCCGUUGGUGAAAGUGGAGAUCGUCUCACCAGAGCUUCCAAGGUUUUGGAACAAUUGAGUGGUCAGACUCCUGUUUUCUCCAAAGCUAGAUACACUGUUCGUUCUUUUGGUAUCAGACGUAACGAGAAGAUUGCAUGCUAUGUAACCGUCAGAGGUGAGAAGGCAAUGCAGCUACUUGAAAGUGGAUUGAAAGUCAAGGAAUACGAACUUCUCAGAAGAAACUUCAGUGACACUGGUUGCUUCGGUUUUGGUAUUCAAGAACACAUUGAUUUGGGUAUCAAGUACGAUCCAUCAACUGGAAUCUAUGGUAUGGACUUCUAUGUAGUCCUAGAACGUCCUGGCUACCGUGUGGCACGUCGCAGAAGAUGCAAGGCUCGUGUUGGUAUCCAACACAGAGUAACUAAAGACGAUGCAAUGAAAUGGUUCCAAGUGAAAUACGAAGGAAUACUUUCUCCUGUUUGUACCGAUCUUUUGAAGUUCCAGAAUUCAGUUCUUAGCUCCAGAUCGGGUGCGUCGCCGCGGUUCUCGGCGAAGACAAGCGGUGCUUCUUCAUCUUGGGGCUUACCUCGGUACGCCGGAAGGAGGCGAAGUGGUUCCAUCGGAAGGUUGAGAGUUGCAACUGAGGAUGCUGCUUCUCUUUCCACCGGUGAUGUCGCCGAUGAUUACUAUGCCGUUCUCGGACUGCUUCCAGAUGCUACACAGGAGGAGAUUAAGAAAGCUUACUAUAACUGUAUGAAAUCUUGCCAUCCAGAUUUGAGUGGCAAUGACCCAGAAACCACAAAUUUCUGCAUGUUCAUUAACGAUAUCUAUGAGAUUCUCAGUGACCCUGUACAGCGUAUGGUUUACGAUGAAAUCCAUGGGUAUACAGUGACUGCCAUCAAUCCUUUUCUUGAUGACUCCACCCCAAGGGAUCAUGUUUUUGUUGAUGAGUUUGCUUGUAUAGGCUGCAAAAAUUGUGCCAAUGUGGCUCCAGAUAUAUUUAAAAUUGAGGAAGACUUUGGAAGAGCAAGGGCCUGUAAUCAGCGUGGCAACCCAGAUUUAGUUCAGCAAGCAGUUGAAACAUGCCCUGUUGAUUGUAUCCAUCAGACUUCUGCUGCACAGUUGUCAUUGCUUGAAGAUGAAAUGCGAAGGGUUGAAAGAGUGAAUGUUGCUCUGAUGCUUUCUGGAAUGGGAUCAGGAGCAGUUGAUGUUUUCAGAAUGGCGAGAUCUCGAUGGGAAAAGAGGCAAGCAAAAGUUUUGAAUCAAGCUAGAAGUAGAAUGAUGAAGAGGAAAAACACAGAUGAAACACCUUCCUAUUGGGAUAACCUCUGGGGCAAACAGAAUGAUUACCAGAAAAGCGAGGAAGAAGUACAAGAACGAGCACAGCGAGCAGCAGCAGCAGCCAGGAGAUGGAGGGAAUACUCACGAAGAGGCGUGGAUAAGCGCCCCACCUUCAAACUCCCAGACUCCGCCUCCAGAGGAGACAACUGAAACCAUAGACAUAAAUCACUUAUAGUUUA